This is a messenger RNA of Fibroporia radiculosa, 675 nucleotides long. RefSeq lists its product as uncharacterized. The transcript has a single exon. NCBI's taxonomy places the organism in Eukaryota, Fungi, Basidiomycota, Agaricomycetes, Polyporales, Fibroporiaceae. Bases 1 to 675 code for a protein of 224 amino acids. The record is from RefSeq and is a predicted model, not a curated record.
AUGCCUGCUGAGCGCAACAACCGCAUUAGAAACAACAAUGCGACUUCUAGUCUGGAUCCGCAUCGUCGCCCUCUGGCUCCUAGGUGCAACAAUUCUCCAACAGCUGAACCCCAAAGAGCGCCAACCCCUUACCCUUCCCACCUCCAAACUCUAGAAGAAUGUUUAACAGCCAGAGUAAUAGAGAUGCUAGUUCCUAGGCAUCCCAUUCUGAGCUUCCCUUCUCAACAGGAAUCCGAUGACUCUUCCUUAGAAUUCCUAGAUGAAGGGGGUUUCUGUUACCUGUUCCCUCCCUUUCUGCCAAACGUCGCUCGUCGACCAUUCCUUAUCCCAGGACCCCCUGACUCAUCCAACAAUGACGCCAUAGUCUUGCAUCAAUUCCUUGGACCCCUGGAAGUUCCUCAGGGUUUGGAUGCAACCACUGGAUCUUACCACGUUGCUCCUGCACAGGUUUUUCCAUCCUCGUCGCCUAUGAAUACCUUGUCUUCUCCCAAUCCUGAUAGUCCCCUUGCUGCAUCCACUGACUCACCCAGCAUACCGCCUCUUGCCUCCAAUGUCUCUGACAAUGGUAGUCUUGACCACGCUCCCAACUUAAGGCUACUUGCUGACGUCAGUGAAUAUGUUACUUGUCAAGGUAUCGUCCUGAUACUUGACUCUCUCUCUAACCCUAACCCCUAA